Penicillium mononematosum is the source of this 1446-nucleotide messenger RNA. RefSeq lists its product as uncharacterized. Bases 1 to 1446 code for a protein of 481 amino acids. The record is from RefSeq and is a predicted model, not a curated record. Lineage: Eukaryota; Fungi; Ascomycota; Eurotiomycetes; Eurotiales; Aspergillaceae. The transcript is spliced from 3 exons.
AUGAUUGUCAAAUCAUCCCUCCUACUGCUAGGCGCAGCUCUGGCCUUCGCCGACCAAGCUCCCAUCGGCGGCAGUUCAGAAUGCCUGAAAACCAGUAAUCCUAACGAGUGCUGCCUCAAUGGAGCGCCCUCUGACAAGGUGAAAAUUGACGACCGCACGUUCAAUAUUACUUGCGAAUCGAGGUAUAUCACACUCGACAUCUACAGCAAACCCCUCACGGCCAAGAAUGCCCUCGACUGUGCGACACACUGUGCAAAAGACGUGUCCUGUAAGGCAUCAUCCUUCAACACACGCGCCAACCCAAACCGUGGCAACUGCUUCUUCACCUUGGAAGACAACAUGGACCAAGCGCCCGAUAGAAAAUGGAUUAGCUUCACCGAAAUAUCAACAUCCUGUUUGGAGUCCGAUGACCGCAGCGCAUGCUGCCGUGAUCCAACACAGCAAGAAGGCGAGGUCUCGAUUGAUAAUGCCCAAUGGAAAUGGACCUGCGGGACCAUCCUGAACCUGAACCCGGCCGGAAUAGAGGCGGCCAACGCUCUCGAUUGUGCCUCGCGCUGCGCGUCCGAUGGCUGUGAGGCAAUUUCCUUCCGAAUUCUAGACGAGAACAAAAGGGGCAACUGCUUCUUCGUCGCAGACAACAACGAUAAGGUUCAGCGGACCGCGCACAAGUUCAUGUCACUCGUUAAAGUCGAGAAGGAUGACAACGACGAUCACAUAAUCCCUGAGCCAGAACCGGAGUGCGAAAAGUGCACCAAAGAGAAGGACCAGUGCAUUCACAAUAACGAAGUCUGCAAGGAUAACCUGGAGCAAGCUCAGCAUGAUCUCAACAUGUGCGAAAGCAACCAGCUGGACCCAGAAAAAUUGAAGCAAUGCGAAGUCGACAAGCUAGAAUCCGAAAAAGCCGCAGAGGACUGCCGGCGUGACUCUGCUGAAAUUGAAGAGAAGAGGAAACAGUGCCGCGAGGAUGAGCGUGCGUGUGAAAAAGAGAAGGCCGAGCUCAACAGUCAGAAGCACCAGUGCGAGAACGACAAGAGCCGCUUGAACCAGGAUUUCAAAGACAAAGAAGACGAGAUCACCGAACUCAAGUCGCAGAUCAAAUCUCUCAACGACAAGCUAAACGCUUGCAAUACAUCAACCCCUGGCGGAAAGUGCCGUACGAACCUUGUCGAAGCCGAGCCUAGCGACGAUCAAUGCAUCAUCAGCGCGGGAAAUGAGAAAUUCAAGAUCUACUAUGCUAAACUUGAUGACGGCCCCGGAGUAAAGAACUUCCGUACUCCCAGAGCAGACUCUUUCAAAGACUGCGCCGAGCAGUGCGCGAAGGACAAGAAGUGUGUGCGAUUCAUGUGGAACACAAACGGCAAAGACAAGACCUGUUACAUGCGAGAUACCGGAAAGGGUAUGGUCCCCACCCAGCAGUCGAAUUGGAGUUCUGGGCAGCUUCUUUAA